This is a messenger RNA of Pelmatolapia mariae (spotted tilapia), 2510 nucleotides long. RefSeq names its product RAB42, member RAS oncogene family (gene rab42b). Lineage: Eukaryota; Metazoa; Chordata; Actinopteri; Cichliformes; Cichlidae. Gene Ontology annotation, biological process: vesicle-mediated transport. Bases 514 to 1182 code for a protein of 222 amino acids. Gene Ontology annotation, molecular function: GTPase activity; GTP binding. The transcript has 3 exons. The record is from RefSeq and is a predicted model, not a curated record.
GUUGAUGAUGACGUCCCUACUGGCUAUCAACUACAGGAAACUGCACAGUUUCCCCUGAUAGGUUUUUUUUAUGCAGCCACUACUUCCUUAAACUUCCCCCUUUCCCACAUCUGGCCCUCCCUUUGUCCUUGUGCUCUUGCCCCUCCUUUAGUCAAGUAUCAACAAGCAACCUUUAGAAGUACACGCCCCUGCAAAGCCACACUCGUGUACAAGCUUACUGUACUAGUUAAGAUCAGCAGCUCAAAUGGAUCGACUUUGUGGGGCAGAUUUUUCUACAUACCUGUCCUCAUAGAGGAUUUAAAGAGCCACCAUGAGAAUGAGAGCUGUACUGCAGUCACAAAAGGAAAGGAGUUUGGGAUGGCUGUGAACACUGCUGCUGCAUUGGUAGUGAGAUUAAUAAGGAGUGGCUUAAUGCUUGUUUCUCAACAUUUGGAUUGUCAGAGAGCUUGUGCACACCUUCAUAUCUCCAAAAGCUGUCAUUCCUGUCUUAAUCUCUUGUAACUGCCAGCAACAAUGGACCUGACUUUGUGGCAGUACCAGUUCAGGAUCAUCAUGCUCGGCGAUUCCACUGUGGGAAAGUCCUCCCUACUGAAACGCUACACAGAGGACUUGUUUAUGGAGUCCAUCAACGAGACAGUAGGUGUUGACUUCUACGUUCACUUCCUGGAGGUGGAACCGGGGGUCCGUGUAAAGCUGCAGUUCUGGGACACAGCAGGACAGGAAAGGUUCAGAUCAGUGACCCGUUCCUAUUACCGCAACUCAGUUGGAGGCAUGCUAGUGUUUGACAUCACCAGUCGAGCCUCUUUUGACCAUAUUAAAGACUGGCAUGCUGAGGUGUGCGAGCGAGUACAGCCACAUAAGGUUCUGUUCAUCCUGGUGGGUCAAAAGAAUGAUCGAGAUGCUCACAGGGAAAGGGCGGUGAGCCGAGAAGAGGCAGAGAAGCUGGCCCAGCAGCUAGGAACGCCCUACGUGGAGGCCUCUGCAAAGUCUGGGCAAAAUGUAAAGGAGUGCUUCGAGCUCCUCACUCGACGAAUCUACCAGGGACUAUUGAGUGGAGAGAUAGAGCUGCAAGAGGGCUGGGAUGGAGUCAAGUGCACUGCCCCACAGGCGCUACAGUUACAGCGAGCCAACAUGCCUCAGCCAAGAACAGCAACCAAGGACAAGAAAAAGUGUUGCGGUUAAACUGUGGACAUGUGGUGCCCAUCUAUGUGAACUCACGUGACUGUAAAAGCAAUAAAUAACUGUGAGCAGGUUGGAUCGGUGGUGGCAUAUUACUGUAAGGCACAAAAAUCAUAAAACACGCUGGUAUGAAAAGUAUUUUUGCACAUUUUUUGUGAAGAUGAAUCUUUUAGAACUAUAAGAUGCUGGUAUUUUAUUUUGUGUUGGCUCUGUGAAAUAAAAUGGGGAAAUAGGUCAGUUUAGUGUUCAAUUUUUUUCUGUAACAGAUAUUUUUACACUUUUUGCUUUUUGCCAUCAGCAGGUCAUGCUCUCGACUCCUGUUGUAUUGAUUAUCAUUUAAUGAGACUGAACUUUUCACUGUAAAGCCCAAUAACCUUUCCGAUCUUGAUAUAGCUUCACCAUUAGGUUAAAAUUUAAGUUUGCUCAAUGCCACUUGUAACACUGAGCUCAAAAUAUGCCUUACUCAAAGCUGCUAGUGAAACUGUAGACUUUUAAUAGAAAAAUCUAUAUUCUGUAUUUAUAAGAGAAAUAUGGUAAUUCUCUCUUUAGUGAGAUGCCAGCUCCACAGCAUAUUACGCUAAUGGACUUAUGAGGUCAUGGCUAACCUCAGUUCAGCUGGGGCAGAGGCUGUAAUAUGACAAGUUGUUUGUUCUUUUCUCUAAUUUGUCUAAUGGGUGCUAAAGAUGUAAUUGUGUCAGAGUCACAAUUAUUCAAAAGUGAGAGAAGAAAUGAACAAAUCUAAAUUAUUGAAUUCUCUACCUCGAGACCCGUACACUGGUAAAGUGGUUCCACCGGCUUGAAGGUUGAGGAGACGAGGUAGUCUGCACAGCUCGUGUCCACACAAAGACAUUACAAAAAGCGGUUUGCAAGCAGGUUUAUGAUUUUGAGGGGUUAAAAGUGAUAGGAUUGGAGCCACUGCUCCACAAAGGUAUUCUGCAUUUUCUUUUCAAUUUCUGGGAUGCAUAUCUGAGAUUCUGUCUAUAUUGUUUGUUCUGCCAAUAACUGGCAGCUAUUAAGGUACUUGGUCCCUUGGUUCAGAUUCCAAAUAUUGUCUUGAGCCUUCAUUUGUCUCUUCAGUUAUUCUUAUGAGCCUGAACAGUUGUCUUAUAACAUGACGAGUAAACAUCCUGUGAGGAACUGGUUGUCUGUAGGUGUUUCUGUGGAAAUUCAUUAAACUCUCAUGUGCAUACAUUAAAGUGGGGUUUUUCCCCCAGUGUCUCUGCAACUAAAACAAGGUCAUUAAAUGAUGGCUGGCAGCCAUCUGCUGUUUCUGAAUAUCUUUCUUUAACCUUGGUUGUCUGCAAGUAUGCAGGAAGUCCAUUUAAUCUGAG